This is a messenger RNA of Coniosporium apollinis CBS 100218, 1347 nucleotides long. RefSeq lists its product as uncharacterized. Gene Ontology annotation, molecular function: hydrolase activity. The coding region runs from base 1 to 1347 and encodes 448 amino acids. The record is from RefSeq and is a predicted model, not a curated record. The transcript has a single exon. Lineage: Eukaryota; Fungi; Ascomycota; Dothideomycetes.
AUGUCCUCCCCGGCAUCCUCCAACGGGGCCAUCAUGCCCCGCAUAAUCAUCCAUGGCGGCGCCGGCAAUAUAACCCGCUCAAACCUCCCACCAGCAUCAUGGCACGCCUACCGCAACUCUCUCCUAGACGUGCUCCAGUCCGCAUCGCAUAUCUUGUCUCGGCCCGGUGCAACAGCCCUAGACGUCGCCACUCACGCUGUCGCCCUCCUAGAAGACAACCCGCUCUUCAACGCUGGCAAAGGCGCCGUCUUCACCCGCGCGGGCACUAACGAGCUGGAAGCCAGCGUCAUGGUGAGCAACGGGUAUAGGAAGAGAGGCGUGGGCUGCAUGAUGCUGAGAAGGGUGAAGAAUCCGAUCAAACUGGCACGGGAGAUGCUGGUGCGGGGUGAGGAAGAGGGGGGCGGCGGCGGGCAAGGGCAUUGCCAGCUUAGCGGGGAGUGUUUAGAGGAGCUGGCGAGGGAGUGGGGAGUGGAAAUGGUGGAGCCGGGGUAUUUUUGGACGAGGAAGAGGUGGGAGCAGCAUUUGAAAGGCUUGAGAGAGCGGGGUGCAGAAGCCUCUAGUAUUCACGGACCAGCAGUCGAUCAAAUUCCUCCGGUACCUGUUGAUAUCCUUAGCGAUGAUCCGUCAUGGGAUGGAAAAGAGUAUCUGCCACAAGGCACGGUGGGCGCGGUAGUGCUUGACAGCUUCGGCACGGUCUGCGUCGCUACAUCUACCGGCGGAAUGACGAACAAGCUUCCCGGCCGCAUCGGAGACACGCCUACGCUGGGCACCGGAUUCUGGGCAGAAGAGUGGUUCGAAGAGCUAGCACCGGCAUCACCAGCAAUUGAGAUGAGGUAUGCUGCAACGGCACGUCAGACGUCUGGCUCUGCCGCGAGGGUUUUUCCUCUGAGCGACCUCCAAGCUGCGCUAUCGGAGUGUUUGUCUCUAGGCAGGACAACUACACCUUACACUCCACUACCAGCAAAGCCGACAAUCCACACCGAGAAAAAGAAACCCGCGAAACCCCAUCGCAUCCACCAUGCAGUCGCCAUGUCCGGCACCGGCAACGGUGACUCAUUCCUCAAGACCGCGGCCUGCCGCACCGCAGCCGCGAUGUCCCGCUUCUCGUCACCUAACCUCUCGCUCGCCUCUUCCGUCAAUCGUGUGGCGGGUAGUGGUGGAGAGCUGCAGCUGUCAGCGGGCGACCACUGGGGACUGACCGGUGAGGGUGAAGGCGGCAUCAUUGGUAUUGAGCUCGUCGGCACGGAUGGCAAGCUCGUCUCGGACUUCAACUGCGGCGGGAUGUUUAGGGCGUGGGUUGACGAGAAGGGACGGGAGAGGUGUAUGGUGUUCGAGGAAGAGUAUUAG